Molecule: messenger RNA, 2201 nt
Organism: Anopheles bellator
Lineage: Eukaryota; Metazoa; Arthropoda; Insecta; Diptera; Culicidae
Gene: Ns2
Product: nucleolar GTP-binding protein 2
Exons: 1
Coding region: 62-2128 (688 amino acids)
Cellular component (GO): nucleolus
Molecular function (GO): GTP binding
Source: RefSeq, a predicted model, not a curated record
UGUUGCGGUCCUUUUUGCGGCGUAAUUUAGUCGCGCGUUUCACAAAGCCAGAUAAUCCAGGAUGCCGAAAGUAAGUUCGCGGCCGGGGCCGCCCCGGAAGACCCAGAUGAACAAGGCGAAACACUCGAUGAACCCGGACCGGCCGGCCCAAGGCCUGAAAGGGGUCGCUAAACCGCGCACGAAGGCAACCAUCAAGCGGCUGCAGAUGUACCGGAACUUCAAGGCCAAGCGCAAUCGUGAUGGCAAGAUCCUGACGCCGGCCCCGUUCCAGGGUUGGGUUGCCAGUGGCACAGUGGCGCGAGUUGAACCGACUCCGAAAUGGUUCGCCAACUCGCGCGUCAUCUCGCAGAAAGCGCUGCAAAAGUUUCAGGACGAGAUGGGCAAAGCGGUGAAUGAUCCGUACAAAGUGAUCAUGAAGCCCACCAAUCUGCCCAUCACACUGCUGAACGAAACGGCACGCUACCAGCGGGUGCAUUUGCUCGAUACCGAGAGCUACGAUACGGUGUUCGGCAAGAAGAAGCUCCGGAAGCGCCCGUCGCUAAAGGUUCGUGAUCUGGAGGAUCUCACCCGGACAGCCGAGGAGUCGGCGGACCGGUACGAUGAGACGAAAGACCACGAUUUAGAACGCGACGACGGUGGUGUGCGAGAUGCGGUGCGCGAGUACAUCUUUGCCGCCGGCCAAAGCAAGCGCAUCUGGAACGAGCUCCACAAGGUGAUCGAUUCGGCGGACGUUUUGCUGCAGGUGCUGGAUGCCCGCGAUCCGAUGGGAACGCGCUCGAAGUACAUCGAAACCUUUCUGCGAAAGGAGAAACCGCACAAGCAUCUAUUCUUCAUUCUGAACAAAGUGGAUCUGGUGCCGAUCUGGGUGACACAGCGCUGGGUGGCGCUUCUGAGCAAAGAGUAUCCGACGAUCGCGUUUCACGCAUCGUUGACGCACCCGUUUGGCAAGGGUGCGCUGAUCAAUCUGUUGCGCCAGAUCGGGAAACUGCAUGUGGACAAAAAGCAGAUUAGCGUCGGAUUCAUCGGUUACCCGAACGUUGGCAAGUCGUCCGUCAUCAACGCGUUGCGGAGCAAGAAGGUGUGCAAAGUGGCACCGAUCGCCGGCGAAACGAAGGUUUGGCAGUACAUUACGCUGAUGAAGCGCAUCUUUCUGAUCGACUGCCCGGGGAUCGUGUAUCCGACUGCCGAAACCGACACGGAAAAGGUGCUGAAGGCCGUGGUGCGCGUCGAGUUGGUCAACAACCCGGAGGAUUACAUCGAAGAGGUGUUGCGGCGCAUCCGGAAGGAGUACGUCAUCAAGACGUACGGUAUUACUGAGUGGGAAGAUCAUGUGGACUUUCUCGAGCAGAUCGCCCGCAAAACGGGCAAACUGUUGAAGAAGGGCGAGCCGGAUGUGCAGACCGUGGCCAAAAUGAUACUAAACGAUUGGCAACGCGGGCGGCUGCCGUUCUACGUGGCGCCGGAAGGCUUCGAAGUACCGAAAUCGGUCUCCGAACGGCCGCCAACUGAAACAUCAGAGGGCGGCGAAGAACAAGCGAACGAAACGGUGCAAGCGGAAGACGAUCAGAAGAGUAGCUACUCGGGCGUGACGGCUACACCGACACUUCCCGAGUCUGUAAGGAAGGGCCGUGAACUGUUUCAGAUACAGGACUUCCGGAAGAUCAAGGUUAACCUUGAGUUCGAGAGCGAGGAUGUUCGGGAGAUCGAUAAGAUCGAUCUGGAGUUGCUGGAGAAGCUGAAGGAGGAGAAAAAGAAUGAGGCCAAGGCGAAGAAGGCCAACCGCAAGAAGAGCUCGGGCGGAGACGAUGGCGAUUCAUCCGGUAUCAGUGACUUCUACUCGGAAGACGAAUACGACGAAGAUGCGGGUCGCGUGGUGCAUCGCAGUGCCAGGGAAAAGGUUGGCGAUGGCUCAAAGAAACAGAAAAUGUCGCCGGCUGAGACAGAGGAACCGCAACCUGGCACUAGCAGCUCCACGGCCACUACCUCCAAACCGACCGUUAAGCUUACAUCGAGACAGAAGCGAGCAGUCGAACGUGCGGCGAAGCGGAAGAAGAUCGGCAGCAAUUUCUACGAAACGCACAACGUUAAGAAUCGCAAUCGAAACAAAAAGGCCGACACGGACGACUGAGUUAGUCAAGGGUGCUUUUAUCUUCUUUUUCCACUAGCUAUAAAUAUGAAGAUUGAAUAAUAAAUUCUGAUUG